AUGCUGGCACUGAGGAUUUGGAUCAUUUGUUCCGAGCGUCGAUGCGCUUGGGUGAGCUUGCACGGCUCUUGCAGGACGACUCCCCAAGGGAGGUAUCUUGCCAGGUUGGUGAAGCAACCGACGAUGGCUGCGGGGGUGAUCCCGCAGAGCAGAGCUCCUGGGCCCGGAGAGCCCGGAGAGCCCUGUGUGGAGGACGAGGCUGUUGGGCAGGCCUUCGCGCUGCCAGGAGAAGUGACGGAGACAGAGGCCGAACUGCCAGCCUCCGGAAGCGGCUGCGACCCGGGGCCGGCGGUUUGUGAUAGUUCGGAAGCACACCAAGAGCAGCCAGAACGACUGGAGGAGGUGGCAAUGAUGGACGCUAGCGGAGCGUCCCAGUGUGGCCUACAAGGCUGUGAGGAGGGAUUGCCUGCAUCGGCCGAAAUGCAGGUGCAGGAUCCACCUGAAGCGGGGCAGAUCGCCGGAACAGGCGAGCAUGGCGACUUUGCCGCUGCGCACCUCGCGUUGAGUCAGAUGUUGGCGCUGCUGCGGGAGGCGCUGGCCGAGAGCCCGGCGCCGAGCCCGCGGCCGGCUGCGUCAUGUCCGGACCACAUCACGUCUACAGCUGAGCCCGCCCACUAG
Effrenium voratum is the source of this 618-nucleotide messenger RNA. The record is from the annotation of a GenBank genome assembly. NCBI's taxonomy places the organism in Eukaryota, Dinophyceae, Suessiales, Symbiodiniaceae.